Molecule: messenger RNA, 2945 nt
Organism: Nematostella vectensis (starlet sea anemone)
Lineage: Eukaryota; Metazoa; Cnidaria; Anthozoa; Actiniaria; Edwardsiidae
Product: NADP-dependent malic enzyme
Exons: 14
Coding region: 349-2184 (611 amino acids)
Biological process (GO): malate metabolic process; pyruvate metabolic process
Cellular component (GO): mitochondrion
Molecular function (GO): malate dehydrogenase (decarboxylating) (NADP+) activity; malate dehydrogenase (decarboxylating) (NAD+) activity; NAD binding
Source: RefSeq, a predicted model, not a curated record
AUUUACGAUUAGCCGACGUGUAGCCGCUGACUCGCGAAAAGGCUAAUUUACGAUACGAGCGCUGUCAACAAGGCUGGAGUCGUCCGUGCUUCUUCACAGGGCGACCAUAUGCUUUCUUGAGCAAGAACAAGGGAAGCAAUCAGCAGGGCCUUUAGGAAGUUCUUCUCUUGAGACGUGACAUCUACAAAGUUGAACCACAAGCCUAGACAAUCGCAGAUAUUUUGUGCACGAAUAUCAAAGGUCAAGCUUUGAUCAACCAAUGACGUGUUUCCAGGGAACUCUCGAGUGCUGAAGUACGGGAUAAACUCUGACAAGAAUAUCGUUUGGAGAAAUUCUUCCCUUAAAAAUAUGCUCCUCGCUGGUUCUUCGAGUCUGCGAUCGCUGAGUGUUCGAGGGGCUAGAGCUUCUUGGAAUCCCUCGCUAUUUUCAAGAACAGCCCGGAGCUUUUUGCAGAAGUUGCCCGUGGUAUCGCAGAUUUCUCCAUUCAGCAUGUCCAACGAACGUCAUGUCAACAAAAUCCCGACUAUUCGUGGCACGGAUAUUAUGAGGGAUUCACAUUUGAACAAGGGACUGGCCUUCACCUUGGAGGAGCGGCAAAUCCUUGGCAUCCAUGGGCUGCUGCCACCAUGUGUCAUCUCACAAGAGAUUCAGGCUCAACGAGUGUACCGAGAGUUACAGAGAAAGCCAAAUGAUCUUGAAAAGUACAUUCAGCUGAUGGCUCUUCUGGAAAGAAAUGAAUCCUUGUUUUUCCGUGUGUUGUUUGACUACACGGAGGAACUCAUGCCCAUUGUGUACACCCCUACUGUUGGGCUUGCCUGCCGGAAAUAUGGCAUGAUCUUCAGGCGACCCAGAGGACUGUUUAUCUCCAUCCAUGACAAGGGACAUAUAAGGGACAUUGUGUCAAAUUGGCCUACAACAGAAGUGAAGGCAAUCGUGAUGACAGACGGCGAGCGCAUUCUGGGUUUGGGUGACCUUGGCUGUUGUGGGAUGGGCAUCCCUGUGGGCAAGCUUGCACUUUACACCGUGUGUGGAGGAAUCGACCCUGAGGGCUGCCUUCCUGUUAUGAUUGACGUUGGCACAAAUAACGAGGAAUUACUUGAUGACCCAUUCUACAUUGGUGUGCGCCAGAAGCGUUGUAACACUGAGGAUUAUGAUGAGCUGAUAGAUGAGUUCAUACAAGCAGCUUUGCAAAGGUUUGGGCCAACAACUCUUAUUCAGUUUGAAGAUUUUGGAAACCACAAUGCAUUCCGCUUCCUGGAAAAGUAUCGAAAUAAGAUCUGCACCUUUAACGAUGAUAUUCAAGGAACUGCUGCUGUUGCUGUAGCCGGUGUCCUGGCUUCACUGAAAAUAACCAAGACCAGGCUCAGUGACCAGAGGAUUGUUUUCCAGGGAGCCGGUGAGGCCGCCAUCGGUAUUGCAAACCUGCUAGUCCUGGCCAUGAAGAAGGAAGGUCUGACUGAGGAGCAAGCCAAGAAAAAAAUUUGGCUUGUUGACUCCAGAGGACUUGUAGUUAAGGAACGAGAUUGUGGUGGCCUGACUGAGCAAAAGCUGGCAUUUGCCAAGGAGCAUGAAUACAUUGACAAUCUGACUGACGUGGUAAAGCACAUUAAACCCACUACCAUCGUUGGCGUAGCUGCAGUACCAGGCGCAUUUACUGAGGAGAUCUGUCGAGACAUGGCAUCCUUCAAUGAUCGCCCUGUCAUCUUUGCACUCAGUAACCCGACAUCCAAGGCUGAGUGCACCGCACUGAACUGCUACACUUGGACUGAGGGGAGGGGAAUAUUUGCCAGUGGAAGCCCAUUUGACCCCGUCACCCUCCCUGACGGUCGUCACUUUAUUCCUGGACAAGGAAACAACGCGUACAUCUUCCCCGGCCUGGCGCUUGGCGUGAUAGCCUGCGAGGCUGCUCACGUGACUGAUGAUAUGUUCCUCCAUGCGGCUGAGUCGCUCGCAGACCAAGUGACGGAUUCCCAGCUGGAGAAAGGCUGUCUUUACCCUCCUCUUGGUGACAUCAGAGAGGUGUCCAUCAAAGUUGCUCUCUCUGUGGUGAAAGACGCCUACUCUAGUGGUAUUGCCUGUGACAUGCCGGAACCGGAAGACAAAGAGGAACUUAUCAGAAGACACGUCUACACACCUGACUACAUGUCCUACAUGCCCGAGACCUACUCCUGGCCUGACCCCUAAUACAUUUACCAACCAAUCAGCGUCCUUUGUCUUACCAUAUAAGCCAAUCAGCUUCUUUUGUCUUACCAUAUGAACCAAUCAGCAUAUUUUGUCUUUCUGGAUGAAGCAAUCAGCUUCUUUUGUCUUACCAUAUGAACCAAUCAGCAUAUUUUGUCUUUAUGGAUGAACCAAUAAGCUUCUUUUGUCUUACCAUAUGAACCAAUUGGCUUUUUUUUUUGUUUCAACAUAUGAACCAAUCAGCAUAUUUUGUCUUUCUGGAUGAAGUAAUAAGAUUCUUUUAUCUUACCAUUCUAACCAAUAAGCUUCUUUUGUCCGAAACAAUCAGCUUAUUUUGUCUUACCAUAUGAACCAAUCAGUGUGUUUUGUUUUACUAAUAUGAACCAAUCGACAUAUUAAGUCACCAUAUACCGUUACCGUAAAGGAUAGUGACAAGAAACUAGUCAUAGAGAUGCGAGUUUAUUGAUUUAUUUAAUAACUAAGAUCUUUGCUGAUUAAUAUCUAUUAAAGAUCCACUCACAGGAAUUAUAAAGAUCUAAAGAUUGUUUGACAAGUGACAGUGAAUUUUCGUUAUGCCCGCAGUGAAAAAAUAGUUAAAUCCAUCUAGAGUUAAAUCUAAUUUUUCAGUUAAAGAUUUUUUUCUUAAAUAUAACUUAAAAAAUAAGUAAAAUAAACUAUUUUAUAUAUAAAUACAAAAAAGUGAUUAUUUCUAUUGAUGUUUGUAAUGGAUAAUAUCAAGAAAAAAUAAAAAAAUUGGCGAGCAA